AUGGUCACAGCGAUCACGGUCACUGCGACCACGUCGACGAGCACGACCACGGUCAAAGUCGCCGAGACCGCUUCGACCUGGGGCGGGUCACUCGGGCACCGCUCGCCGGACUGCCAAGUCGAGUGCGAGCAGACGGGCAUCGCCGCUCCGUGCAGCGAUUGGAUCAUGUGGGCAGGGCAGCACCACCGCUCGGGGCGCUUGGGCGCGAGCGCCUGCACCGAGGCGCACGCGCUGGUGCUGAAGCACUGCCCCAUGUGUGCGAGCUGCACGGCCGCAGACGCCUGCCAGCGGGCGCCGGCAUCGACCACGACCGCAGCCUCGGCGGACGGCACAGGAGACGGCGCCUGCGCUGGGUGGCGCGCAGGGCGCCAGGAGUGGUGCUGCACGCACAGGAGCAUCGGCUGUCAGGGCCGGAGGGAGGUGCUGAACAGCUGCGCCCACGGGCUGCAGAGGGAAGAGAGCUUCCUGACGCCUGCGCGCAGGAAGUUCUGCUGCAGGCACCUCCCAGACGGUCCAGGUUGCCCCCGCCGAGCACUGGACAUGGACAUGAGCGACAUGGUCCUUCCCGUGUCCCUGGAGGAGUGCAGGUCAAUGAACAGCACUUCCUCCGAGUGGCCGACGCUCCACCAGGACUGGUGCUGCCUCCACGAGAGUCUCAAGUGCGGGGCGGACCUCGACUUCCCCUUCGACUUGGACUCCGACCUCUCGGCGUGGCCAAGCAGCACCACGACCACAACCCGCACUGGUACGACAACCACAGUGCGUGCACGCUCGGUGGGUUCGAGCCGGCCCUCCGCCUCGCUGGCGAACGCCCCCGCCAGGACUGCGGCGGCACCCUUCGACUGCGACGUCGGGCUGGAGGACUGGGCGAACCGCUGGUCCCUCAGCAAGCUGCGCUGGUGCUGCUCCCUCGGCAGCGCCCCGGUGCACGCGAGGCUCAGCAGGGACAGCGCCUGCCUCGACACCAUUCGGGAGUACGGAGCGGUGCACCGACUCGCCCAAGGCGAGCGGCGCCCGCUCCUGCCCGCCCCGGGCCUCCUGUGCGCCGCGGCGGCCGCCGUGCUCGCCGCCCCGCUGGCCCUGCGGCCGCUCGCGGCGCGCCUGCGG
Molecule: messenger RNA, 1107 nt
Organism: Prorocentrum cordatum
Lineage: Eukaryota; Dinophyceae; Prorocentrales; Prorocentraceae
Source: the annotation of a GenBank genome assembly